AUACUUGUUUAAGCUCCCAUUAUCUAAAUGAGGAAAUAUUUUACAGGAAGCACGAUUCAAUCGUUGUUAUGUGUUCCUCAGAGAAUCCUUACUAACUCGAUUUUUUUCGUCGCUGCAAGUUCUCGGCCAUCGAGCUGUCUACAAUGUUGGAAUUGGCCUUUUGAAGAGGCUUCUGAACCCUUCCUUUCUAGCGCCAUAAAAAUACCACAUGCCGCUACCAGCAUAAAGUGCCUACCUCAUCCUUCUAGCGUUCAAGCUGAUCAUCUUAUUUUAGCAACAACUAAUACUGGUUCUGUCUCAUUGUUUGAUUUGAAGUUUGACACUGGUACUAAAUCUUUUAGCGAGAUCUCCACUCAUUGCUUUCAUUCGGGCGCGGCUACAGCAUUGGAUAUUCUGUCCGGAGACACCCGUUUUGUGUCUGUUGGUGAAGAUGGAGUCAUUCACUGCGCUGAUAUUGAGAGUCUUCGUGUUAUUCAAAGCUUUUCGCAAGAUCCAGACAGUGCUAUUAAUACUGUUCACUCCUUGUCUCCAUUUACCUUUGCCACAGCGCUAGCGCACAGCUCGGAAGUUCAUAUCUGGGAUGCUCGCACUACAUCUGGAUUAGUUAGAAUACUUCAGUAUCCUAAACACUCAAUACCUGAUAUGCAUUGCUGUAUUUGGAGUAUAGACCAUCAUCCUGAUAAAUCAUGGCUACUGUGCCAUGGACUGUCUGGACUGUUUGUACAAAGUAACUCUUCGCUUGUCUUCCACGAUUUACGUGCUUCUCAGCUAUAUCCUAUUUUUGUCAAUAAUUCGCUACAUAAUAAUCACAUUUGGCAGGUGAAGUUUCAUCCUACGAAACCCGACUACAUUUUUUCAGCUUCAGAAGAUGGAUCUCUUGUUAUGUGGGACUUUUCAACAUUCAGUGAUCAACCAUACAGACAAUCCCUGGAAUCAUCUUCGGUCAGAAAUCCAUCUAUUAGACAUCAGGGUCAACAAAAUGGGAGAAAAAUAAUCAACUACGUGGCAUCCAUUGAAUGUUUUGAUAUUGAUAGCGGUCAUAACGCCAUCAUUUCUUCUACUGAAGACGAAUCGAUUAUUUUUAAUUUGGGCUCCAGUUUUUAGACCGAAGUCAAGCACUUUUGUUUCAUCCAAAUACAGCUGUUAUCAAAAGAUUACAUCGGCACUCAUUUUUUUACGAUGUACCUCAGGCAUUUUCCUCGCUAAUUAUGAAGACUGAAUUCUUACAAAAAAUACGAGCAACAGUCAACACUCACGAAAGUUACGGAGUCAAAAUGACGGAUUUUUUACUAGACUAGAGCUUCUUGCUUUGUCCAAUUCAUCUCUUGGAUAGUCGUGACGGGAUUUGUGCUAUGUUAUCUCCAUAUUCAUAUACAGAACUCAGCCAAGGUACACCCGUGGACGCGAGUAUUGAAUAACCAUAUGAUCUGUGGUAGAGCGUAUCAGAUUGUCCAUUUGGCCCAGUUGCACAUGAUUAAGCUUAUGUGUAUAAAUAAAUUCGAUAUAUAUAUAA
Molecule: messenger RNA, 1513 nt
Organism: Schistocerca gregaria
Lineage: Eukaryota; Metazoa; Arthropoda; Insecta; Orthoptera; Acrididae
Product: nucleoporin Nup43-like
Exons: 2
Coding region: 28-1104 (358 amino acids)
Cellular component (GO): nuclear pore outer ring
Molecular function (GO): protein binding
Source: RefSeq, a predicted model, not a curated record